Molecule: messenger RNA, 1525 nt
Organism: Schizophyllum commune H4-8
Lineage: Eukaryota; Fungi; Basidiomycota; Agaricomycetes; Agaricales; Schizophyllaceae
Product: Pkinase-domain-containing protein
Exons: 7
Coding region: 147-1331 (394 amino acids)
Biological process (GO): signal transduction; protein phosphorylation
Cellular component (GO): cytoplasm
Molecular function (GO): ATP binding; protein serine/threonine/tyrosine kinase activity; protein serine/threonine kinase activity
Source: RefSeq, a predicted model, not a curated record
GCCUUGCCCCAGAAGCGUCACCUGACGGGACAGCAGUCCAGAACGCCCAGCAAAGGAGUCCCCAGAUUGCUGUCGUCCCUUCCCCGUCUCAUCGCCAUCGUUCCCAACAGCGUACAGACAGCAAUAGACCGUAGGCGAGCGCAAUCAUGGCCAAUCCUGGACCCAUAAACGGCGUCAAGAUAUCUCCUAUCGACGACCCCCACAAGGUCGUCAAAGUCAUCGCCUCCGAUGGCAAGACUGGCGAGACGCGCGAGAUGUCUUACUCCGGCUGCAAGAUCGUCGGCAAUGGCUCUUUUGGCGUUGUUUUCCAGGCCAAGCUAGUUGGUGAAGAGACCGGAGGCGACAUCGCGAUCAAGAAGGUUCUGCAGGAUAAGCGCUUCAAGAAUCGGGAACUGCAGAUAAUGAAGCUUAUGUCCCAUCCAAACGUCGUCGAUCUAAGGGCAUACUUCUACUCCAAUGGUGACAAGAAAGACGAAGUGUACCUGAACCUGAUGCUCGAAUACGUCCCCGAGACGGUCUACCGCGCGAGUCGUCACUACGCCAAACUCAAGCAGCCUAUGCCCAUGCUCCAAAUCAAACUGUACAUGUAUCAGCUGAUGCGCUCCCUGGCAUACAUCCACUCGGUCGGCAUCUGCCAUCGAGACAUAAAGCCGCAGAACUUGCUGCUCAACCCGGCAACGGGUGUGCUCAAGCUGUGCGACUUUGGCUCAGCGAAGAUCCUCGUCGCGGGCGAGCCGAACGUGAGCUACAUCUGCUCGCGCUAUUACCGAGCGCCGGAGCUCAUCUUUGGGGCGACGAACUACACGACUAACAUCGACAUCUGGUCGACGGGAUGUGUGAUGGCUGAGCUGAUGCUUGGUCAACCCCUAUUCCCUGGCGAGAGUGGUAUCGACCAACUCGUCGAGAUCAUCAAGGUGCUCGGGACGCCGACACGGGAGCAGAUCAAGACGAUGAAUCCGAACUACAUGGAGCACAAGUUUCCUCAAAUCAAGCCGCACCCAUUCUCGAAAGUGUUCCGGCCGCGGACGUCUCCGGAGGCGAUCGACUUGGUGUCGAAAUUGCUCGAAUACACCCCAAGCGCGCGCCUGAGCGCAGUCGAGUCCAUGGUUCAUCCUUUCUUUGACGAGCUACGUGUCGAGGGUGCUCGGAUGCCAAACGGCAAGGACUUCCCUCCACUGUUCAACUUCACGCGCGAAGAAUUAUCCGUGAGGCCGGAUCUCAACCACCAGCUGGUGCCGCCCCAUUGCUUGCCGGAGCUGGCUUCGCGGCAGAUUGACCUUGACAACUUUGUACCUAUACCACUCGAGGACAUGAAGAUCACACUGGACUGAAGGCCGAGGAGGAUAUCAUAGUGUAUAUGUGUAGUGAGCCCGUAUUAUAACCUGCCUGCCUUGUCUUCGUGCUUCUGAACCCCGCGUACGUGACGACAUUCGUGGGCCGAAUGUGUACCAUAGUCAUCCUGUGCUAUUGCCGAGAAGAUCAAAAGAGCGUCUAGUGACUGUUAUGUUCGAAAGUUAGCAGCGAG